AUGGAAAAUUGGAAUCAAUCAGCUUCUCCCAUCACAUUUUUCAUUAUUGCUGGCAUUCCUGGACUCAGGAACUGGGAAGAACGUGGCAUCCUAUUUGUAAUUUUCUUCAUAAUAUACACUGUCACUUUCACAGAAAACUUAAUGUUCAUUGCUGUAAUAAGACUUGACCAUGGUCUGCAUUCCCCAAUGUACUUAUUCAUAUGUAAUCUGGCUUUCCUGGAUCUUCUCAUUCCUUCUGUUACCAUCCCAGAAAUGCUCUACUAUUUGGCUACGGGGGAUGGCCAUAUUACUUUUGGUCCAUGCAUUAUGCAGAUGGCAUUCUACCUCAUUUUUUUAGUUACGGAAAGUUUCAUCUUGGCUGUAAUGGCUUAUGAUCGUUACCAGGCCAUAUGCAACCCAUUGCUUUAUCCUACAGUCAUGACCACCAGGCAGGUCUUCUUAUUAUCUGUUUUUAGCUGGACAAUGGGCAGCAUUUACGCAUCAAGCUAUGUAUACAUUGUCCUAUCUGCAAACUUUUGUGGACCAAAUACCAUUAAAUAUUUUUGUUGUGAUUAUUCAUCCAUCAUGUUAUUGGCCUGUGCUGAUGUCUCAAGUCAGAGAAUAUAUGAUAAGUUAAUUUCAUUGUUUAUCAUGUCAGUCCAGCUCUUUCUUAUUUUGUUUUCCUAUGGAAAGAUCAUAACCACAGUAUUUAGAACAUCAUCUACUGAAGGCCAGCGAAAAGCCUUUUCCACUUGUGCCAGCCAUAUACUAGUCAUUGGUAUUUUCUACCUGUUUAUGGCAUUUGUAUUAAUCUCUUUUGGGGUGGCUGAAAUUUCUGACCAAGUACGAACUCUGUCUGCUAUUGUUCAGAAUGUUGUGCCAUCCAUGAUCAAUCCAGUCAUAUACUGUGCAAAAACAAAAGAAAUCAGGAUCAGUAUCAUGAAGAUGCUUAAAAAAAUGCAACUGUAA
Messenger RNA from Protopterus annectens (West African lungfish), 948 nucleotides. Its product is annotated as olfactory receptor 6B1-like. Lineage: Eukaryota; Metazoa; Chordata; Ceratodontiformes; Protopteridae. Bases 1 to 948 code for a protein of 315 amino acids. The transcript has a single exon. Gene Ontology annotation, biological process: G protein-coupled receptor signaling pathway. Gene Ontology annotation, cellular component: membrane. Gene Ontology annotation, molecular function: G protein-coupled receptor activity; olfactory receptor activity. The record is from RefSeq and is a predicted model, not a curated record.